UGACUUCCAGGUGAGAGAGUCGGCUGAGAGAGCUUCGUGUGAGUGAGGAGGCUGAGACGUAUAAAAGAGCUGCUUCCUGCUACUGAGCGCAUUUCACUGCUGACUGCCGCCCUGGGAACAGCUCCGAGUCUACCUGCACAGGAUGUCGUGGGACAGCUACAUCACGAGUCUGAAGAUGCCUCCCAUUGAAGAAGCGGCCAUCUGUGGGCACGAUGGUCAGCUCUGGGCCACUUCUGCUGGCUUUGAGAUCAAGGCGGAUGAGAUCAAAAAGCUGCUUGGGGACAAGUCCAGCUUGUACCAGUCUGGCCUCAUAAUCAGCGGGCUGAAGUGCCGGUUUCUCAGAGAGAUAGAUGAGAACGGCAUUCCCAUCUUUGCCCUGAAGACGAAGGUCGACGAUGCCGGCAACUCGUUCAACAUCUGCGUGGCAAAGACCAACCAGGCUCUGGUCAUCGGCAAGGGCGAAAAUGGGGCAACGGGCGGCCAGGUGAACGACAAGGUGGUCAAAAUGGCCCAGCACCUGAAGAGGGCAAACUUUUGAGACUGGACGGUCGCCUCCUCCUCCACCUCCUCUGUUUGACCUCACAGCUGUAUUCUGUCGUCCUCAGGGAUCGAUGACGGUGUGCAGAGUCCGUGUUGUGAUGCAAUGACUGUGCACACACAUGUUUAGAGCAGGAAGCUCUAAACUAUUCACAGUCAGCUGAUCCAAAUAAAGACCAUCAUGUUUAUUCUGACA
Messenger RNA from Acanthochromis polyacanthus (spiny chromis), 733 nucleotides. Its product is annotated as profilin-1-like. Gene Ontology annotation, cellular component: cell cortex. Bases 143 to 538 code for a protein of 131 amino acids. Gene Ontology annotation, molecular function: actin monomer binding. The record is from RefSeq and is a predicted model, not a curated record. Lineage: Eukaryota; Metazoa; Chordata; Actinopteri; Pomacentridae. The transcript is spliced from 4 exons.